UGUUGUAAUUUCAAUAACAAUUUAAUCGGAAGAAAACACAUAACUAACAAAUAAAACUUUUGUGUUUUAUUUUAUAUAAGUAAAUUAUUUAAAUAAAAUUGUGAAUAAAGUUUUAAGACUUGAGAGGUUAGAAUAGAUGAUGCUUCUCUCUAACCGACAACUGAUUCAGUCAACUGAAACAAUGACACAACAGUGGAUCCAUAGCUGGUGAAUGACCCUUAGGGUCACUUUUACACACUCAUAUGAAAGGUAUUCACAGUAUUUAUUUACAUACGAACUUGGUGUAAAUUAGAGUGUCGAAAAAAUUAUUGAAGAGAAUUAACAAAUAAUUUAUACUCUAAAAUAUUUCACCCGGAAUUCAAAAUUUAAUUAGAUCAUAUUCAAUAUUCAAUUAUUCAUCGUAAUAUUACAAACGAACAUUUUAAUAAAUUUAUAUAACAUGAGCAUUCUUGUGGUUCAUGAUAAGGGAUGGAUUAUUUCCCACCUUGAAUAUCUGAAUAAAAUUUAUAACAACGUAUAUAAUGACAAUGAAUUAUUGGAAUUAGAAUUUAACAAAAAAGUAUUUGAUAUUAAUUCACCAUUCUUACGCAAUAACCAAAUACCAAAAAUGAGUGAAGACAAAUCUAUGACGAAAAAAAAGAAAUCUAAAAAAAGAAAAAAUAUCGAUGGUUCUGUUUCAACUGAAAAAUUGGAUGAAAUAAAAAUUAUUCAAGAGACUGCUGAUGAAAUAUUAGCUGAUGUUGCGGAAAAACAGAUAUUUAAUAAAAUAGUUGAACAUGAUUAUAAUAAACGAGCUCGUGAUGCAUCUCAAGAAUUUUAUGAUAUCGAGUACAACAUAUCGGAUAAUUUUUAUGGGUGCAAUCAAUCGGAUAAUCCUAUUAUUACAACUGUACAUUCAAACCAAUAUGUAUUCCCAAGUAAUUCUCAUUUUUAUUCUUAUGACGUAAAAGAUAUUGAUAAAAAAUUGAAAAUGAAUAAUCAAUUUGAUUUUAUUCUCAUGGAUCCACCCUGGUGGAAUAAAUUCAUACGGAGAAAUAAAAACAAAAGUUAUAAAAUGAUGUUUAAUGAAGAUUUAACUAAAAUAGCCAUCGAUAAAUUAUUAAAUUCCAGUGGUAUCAUUGCAAUCUGGUGUACUAAUUCUCAAAGUCAUUAUAAUUAUAUAUUUGAUGUUAUUUUCCCAUUGUGGGGAAUCAAAUAUAUCGCUAAAUGGUAUUGGGUCAAAGUAACAAAAUCAGGAGAGACAAUUUGUGAUUUCAAUAAUUCAUUAGUAAAACAACCAUUUGAACUAUUAAUUUUCGGUAGUUUAAAUCGAAGCGCAACACCUCAAAUACCGGAUAAAAAAUUAAUUAUUAGCGUACCUAGUGCUAUACAUUCUCACAAACCUCCUCUGAUAGACGUGUUAAAAACUUAUCUACCGGUAAAUCCUAAUUGUUUGGAAAUAUUUGCCAGAUACUUGUUACCCGGAUGGACAAGUUGGGGAUUAGAAGUGUUAAAAUUUCAAAAUAUUUCAUUCUAUAAAAUAAAUAAAACCAAUGAAUGCUUGGAAAGUUGAAAAUUAUUUCAA
This is a messenger RNA of Cotesia glomerata, 1564 nucleotides long. It is a transcript of the gene Mettl4, whose product is annotated as N(6)-adenine-specific methyltransferase METTL4. Bases 440 to 1552 code for a protein of 370 amino acids. The transcript is spliced from 4 exons. Lineage: Eukaryota; Metazoa; Arthropoda; Insecta; Hymenoptera; Braconidae. Gene Ontology annotation, cellular component: nucleus; RNA N6-methyladenosine methyltransferase complex. The record is from RefSeq and is a predicted model, not a curated record. Gene Ontology annotation, molecular function: methyltransferase activity; nucleic acid binding.